CCCCUUGCUCGUCUCCCGCGUCUCUAUGGUAGAGCCGGCCUCGGAAGGAGCAGCCGCCGUGGCUGUUGCGGGGAGAGAGUGAGAGUUCCAACUUUUCCACUGGCCUGAGAGGUUUGGGGAACCGAGGGUCGCGAUGUCAGAGAAAAAACAGCCGGUAGACUUGGGUCUCCUGGAGGAGGAUGACGAGUUCGAGGAGUUUCCUGCAGAAGACUGGGCUGGUUUAGAUGAAGAUGAAGAUGCACAUGUCUGGGAGGAUAAUUGGGAUGAUGACAAUGUAGAGGAUGACUUCUCCAAUCAGUUACGCAUUUUACCACCAGCCCAUACUGUCCUCUACACCCGAGCAGAAGACAAAGAUGGUUCAUAUGAAUAAGCUCUUGCCUUAAUAUUAUUCAUGGACUUAAAUUUAGAGCUGAAUUAGAGAAACAUGGUUAUAAGAUGGAGACCUCAUAGCAUCCAGAAGAAAUGUUGAAGCAGCCUAAAUUUGAACUGUUUACUAAAUUCUGGAACAGAGAACCCAGGGUGGGACACUUAAAAAAAUGUUUAUUUCAUUACCUGCUUGGACUUAUUUUUGUUUUUGUAACACAAAAAAUAAAUGUUUGAUCUAAGAUUGGUUUGUUCAGAA
This is a messenger RNA of Phacochoerus africanus (Common warthog), 622 nucleotides long. RefSeq names its product SEM1 26S proteasome subunit (gene SEM1). Gene Ontology annotation, cellular component: proteasome regulatory particle, lid subcomplex; proteasome complex. The record is from RefSeq and is a predicted model, not a curated record. The transcript is spliced from 4 exons. Lineage: Eukaryota; Metazoa; Chordata; Mammalia; Artiodactyla; Suidae. Bases 134 to 370 code for a protein of 78 amino acids. Gene Ontology annotation, biological process: mRNA export from nucleus; proteasome assembly; double-strand break repair via homologous recombination.